Messenger RNA from Cinclus cinclus, 1486 nucleotides. It is a transcript of the gene LYSMD2, whose product is annotated as LysM domain containing 2. NCBI's taxonomy places the organism in Eukaryota, Metazoa, Chordata, Aves, Passeriformes, Cinclidae. The coding region runs from base 118 to 762 and encodes 214 amino acids. The transcript has 4 exons. The record is from RefSeq and is a predicted model, not a curated record.
CGUGUCCGGCGCGCCGGGGCCGGGGCCGGGACCGGGACCGGGGCGAUGCCCGGAGCGAUGCCCGGAGCGGGGCCCGGGGCGGCGGCGCGGGGCCGCGGGCGCUGAGCGGGCGGCAGCAUGGCCGAGGCGCUGCGCCAGGAGCCGCCGGGCGGGCCCGAGUCGGAGGCCGAGCUGUCGCAGCGGCUCGCCCGCACCAAGGCCCGCUCGUACGGCAGCACGGCGAGCGUGGCCGCGCCGCUGGCCGAGCGCUACGUGGAGCACCGGCUGAGCGCCGGGGACACGCUGCAGGGCAUCGCCCUCAAGUACGGCGUCACGAUGGAACAAAUAAAAAGGGCAAAUAAACUGUUCACUAAUGACUGUAUAUUUCUGAGGAAAACCCUGAAUAUUCCGGUUAUAUCAGAGAAACCAUUACUGUUCAAUGGACUUAAUUCACUGGAAUCUCCUGAGAACGAAACUGUUGACAGCUCCCCUUCUUGUGAUGAAGGACUAGUGGCAGCUCAGGAAGAAAGUAGUUCUUCUCCUAGUCCUCAAGAAUCUGACAAUCAGCCUACUGCACCAGAAGAAUUAUCUGCCAAAGAUUUCCUACAGAGAUUGGACUUGCAGAUUAAGUUAUCCAAACAAGCAGCCAGAAAAUUAAAAGAUGACAGUGUCAGUUCCAAAUUGGGAAAUGGUACCAAGAAAUACCUCCCAAGGAAUAAUGUAUACAGGAGAGAUGAGGAGAAUGAGGAAGGUCCCUAUGCAACUUCUUCGUAUCACCAGUAGAAGACAGACGUGAUGGCCUGAAAACUUUCCAUGAAAUCAGUUCUUACAGAACUAAACAGUCAAUAAUUCAAAACCCAAGUCUUCUGGACUCAUCCUCUUGAUGUACUUAAAAGAAGUCAUGAAUGGGUAAUUGCACUGAAAUUAUGACCUCUUCUGCCUUCCAUAGGUUAAUGUCCUUAUGCUAUAUCAAUAAAAGGUUUAAGCCUUCCAAAACUAGCAAUGGCCUUUUUACCCCUUCUGUGCAAACUGUAGCAUGGUAGCAACUAUAUAUCAUCCCUGAGGUCACCUUUAUGCAGGAUGUUGAUCUUUAGUAAAGAUUUUGUAAAUACUUGUUAAAGUGAAAUUUGUUUUAAGUAUUUAAAAAUAUUGAAUAAAUAUUUGCUUGUAAAUGACAAACAAUGAAAGUAAUAGAAAUUUACUUAUUCUGCAAACAUAGGCAAGUUUGCUGUGAAAGUUUUGUCUACUUCAGGGCUGCAGAACUUGCCUGUGAAUCUUGGGUGUCUGUGUGUGGUUAUGAUGUAUUCCUAGAAAGGGGAAUUCAGCUUGUUCUGAUUAGUUAAAACCUUUUUGGUUGAAGAACUGUUUGCAUAUUGGAUUUCUACUCAUAAAAGGGACAAGUUACACAAGAGGUCUUUUUGUGAGAUAUGACAUUGGAAUAUCAGAUAUGUGUUCUUGUGUGAAGUUAAAUUUUGUGUGGUUUUAAUUUAAUAAAAUACAAAAAAUA